ACAAAAAGUCGAAGAUCAAGAGAUAAAAUGGAACAGAGCUCUAUGGAUUUUGACCAUGCAACUUUAAAAGUUUACCAAGGAGACAUAUGCGCACUAGAUGUCAGCGCUAUAGUGAAUUGUACAAAUGGAAAGUUCGUCUCAAAAUCAGGUAGCGUCAGCAAUGUAAUUAUCAGUUAUGGUGGAGAUUCGCUGUCACGGGAAUUAAAAACGCAAGCUAAAAACAUGAAGAAAGACAAAAUUGCGAUGACAACAGCAGGGCGUAAUUUUGCAAGUGAGUUUAUAAUUCAUUUGGAUGUAGAGGACUCGUCAUCGGAUUUGAAAUCAAAAAUAAAAUUGGUAAUUGAAAAACUUGAGGAGUUUGAUCAACACAGCGUUGCAUUUCCAGCAAAUGAACUUGGAGAGAUCCAGAAGGUCUCAGCAGCAUUUGUUGACGUUCUUCAAGACUUCAGUGGGAAAACCGAUAUUGAUGUUCACAUUGUCUUAAACGAUGGAAAUAUGACACAAACAUUUGUUACUUGCCUGGAAAGCAGCAUGUCGGGUGAUCAAAACCCAUCCUUAUUAUCAAAAUUUGCAGGAUGGAUAGGAAUUGGAGGGAAAACUCCAGUAAGGCAAAAACGCAAUAUCCAGAUAAGUAACGUGAGCUUGAAAGCUAUAGUCUAUAUCAAGGUGUUUGCUAAAACUGAACAAAGUGCUAAAAGCGCUAUUACAGCUUUAGAAAAUAGUCUAGAAAGCGCAUUCCAGGAGAAAACUGUCGAUGAUGAAUUGAUAAAAGAUUUAUCAAGAACACAGAUAGAAGAUUUACAGCAAAUACUAGGUGGUUCCGGUGUUGAAAUAUCACUGAAAAAGAACCUUGGUAGAAUAAAGAUAACAGGUUUGCCUGAAAAUAUUACACAUGCUCUGCAAGAAAUCUACACUUUCCUGAGAAGAACAGAAGAAAUGCGUCAUGCUGAGGAACAUGCUAAAUUUGUAUCAGAAAUGGUACAAUGGUGUUAUAUGGAAGUAGACAUUGAUGGGGAAAAAUUAAUUGAUUACCCAAGUCAGAUAAAUUUACUGCUGGAACAAGCAGUUAGGAAUAACAAAGCAACAGCUGAAUUUCACGAUGACAAGGGAAACAAGUAUAUCGUUGAUUUUAACAGCUAUGAGGAAUAUUUGGAGAGCAAACCUUCAGAGGCUGUGAAGGUCAUUCGAAGAAACAAACUAUCAGACGCAUCCGGCUUGGCAUUAGAAAUGCCCUCAAACUGGAGUCCAAUGGACGAUAAGGAAAACAUAAAACUAGUACUUCUUCAACAAACUGACCAGGAAUAUCUCGAAGUUCAUCAAGAAUUUACAAAAACUACUGGAUCUGCACAUAAGAUUGUAAAGAUUUCAAGAAUUCAGAAUCGUACGUUAUAUCAACAAUACAAAGCAAAGAAAAUGUCAAUGGAAUCAUUAAAUCCCCAAGGUCAUCAAAACGAAAGAACGCUUUGGCACGGUACUGCAUAUGAUGCUUUGGACAGUAUCAAUACAUAUGGGUUUAAUAGGAGUUAUUGUGGCAAAAAUGCUACGGUAUAUGGAAAUGGUGUAUACUUUGCAAGAGACGCAGCAUAUUCCGCUAGAGGUACAUAUUCGCCAAAGGACCAUAACAACCAAAGGCAUAUGUACAUGUGUAAAGUCUUAACUGGCGAAUACACCCAAGGGAAACAAGGACUGAUCGUACCACCGCCAAAAGGAACAAGUCACAUUUUGCAUGACUGUGUAGUUGAUAAUCCUGCAGAUCCGGCAAUAUUUGUCAUUUUCCACGAUACACAAGCAUAUCCUGAAUAUUUAGUUCUAUUCGAAGGAUAACUUUUAGGUCACAUUUUAAGAAGUAAUAUACCAUCAAUUAUGUUUUAAUCAAACAUACAUAACUACUUGUACUCUGUAAAUAUAUUUUUAAAGGACGACACAAGUAGUAUAAUUCCUAUUAAAAUUGGGCCAAGUUAACGGUAUCUACCUUUUCUGUUUUGUUGUUUCUAGUACAGUUAGAGAAAUAUUGCAUUUUACAAAUGUGUGUUUUUUUGGUUUUUUUUUACUUUUUUAUUUUUUCAUUACUUUGUUUUUGUAUGGAAAUUACAGAAUUGAAUAUACAAAAAACCAGGUUGCUUGUAAAUUAUUUCACAUAAUUCUAGUGUUGAUCUGCAUAGAUUUAUAGGUGAAUUCUGUUUGGAGAUAUUUUCCUUUAAGUUAGACAUAUACUAGUUAGUACCAUCAACAAAUAUUUUGAAGAACGUUUUACAUGUUAAUUCCAAAGUAAAAAAAAAAAUACUUUAAAAUCAUAUUCAACUUUAAUUUGGAAAAGAAUGUGUCGUUUACCGAAAAACAUCUCUAAUAUUUGUUUGUUGUAAGGACUUUCAUCAAGAUAGGAUAAUUAGUGUAAUUAGGAAUUUAAAAAAAGGGCUGAAAGGGCAUACGAAGAAACUGUUUUAUAAAAAAUAUGAAAAUUUUGAAAAUUGUCAUUUUAUCACUUAAAAAUAUUUAAUCGUUCAAAGUUUUUAUAAAUCAUAUUAACUUUUAAAGGGAGUUUUUGUCUUGUUAAAGUUAAAGCAAUUUUUAUUAUCCGUGCAUGGUGGUUAAGUUAUAUAGAAAUUUAGAAUAGUUUUCAUACAUUUUGACCAUGAUAUGAAUAAUAAAUUAUAAUUUUCCUUAAAAUUAGUUAGGCAAACAAUGUUAAUGUAAAACUCUUUGCACACUAUUUUUUUUUAUAAUCCAAUAACUCAAUCUGGUAGAACAAAGUUUUCCAAUCAUUAUUUUGUAUUAUUAUUUAACCGUAAUACUAGAAAAUAUUUGACGUCACAGACGAAAAGUGAUUGUUUUUCGCAAAUAUCAUUCGGUUAAUCGGCGGAAAAAUGAUUCAGUCGGAAUAAAAACGAAACUGGAGUAUGCUAAAUGCCGAUAUUUGAACAGCCCGAUAUCCGUAUUUUUCGGUAUAUCAUUUUUAUUGCAAUGCAUUACGAUAGGCAUCGAUAUAGAAAUGGAAUUAUUUUAUCUGUAUAUUACUGAGUAAUUCAUUGUAUGCGUGAUUUACAUUGUCUGUAAAUUGUUCAAAGCAUAAUUCGAUUUACGCUACGAACAGUAAUGACAUAAACGGAAUUAUUUUGAAGGCGGAUUAACCAAACUGUUAAAAUGCCUGUACCAUGUCAGGAAUAUGACAGUUGUUUUCCAUUCGUUCAAUGUGUUUGAGCCUUUGAUAGGGACUUUCCGUUUUGAAUUUUCCUUAGAGUUCGGUAAUUUUUUAAUUUUUUUUAUUGUACUUGUAUUUCGAAGCAUAAAAGGUAAAAUUAAAUGUAAUCCCUCAUUUUAAGGAUUUUUCCUUUAUAAAUACAAAGAUAUAGAAAAUCUAUCAAAAACUUUUGUCAAAAUUUUGUAUUUUAGGUGACGGCAAUGAUUAAUCUUGAGAUUUUCGAUUAUGGUGUUUCAAGUUACAAUCUUGUUUUCCCUCUUCAAAUACACAUUCGUUCCAAAUGGAAUUAUUUUAGCUUAAAUAAAGCUCUUAUGUAGUGUGUCCUUCGUUUCAAAAUCUAGCCACGAAUAAACAUACAUAUAGAACUGUUUCAAUUUAUUAGUAAUAUAUGACUUUCAGAAAAGUAUUAAAGCAGGUUAUCAUUUCAAAUCCGAAAUACAAGUUGUUUCUUUCAUCAUUCUAGUUUAUUUGAUACUGUUAUUAUCAUUAUAUAUUCAAGUGAUUUUAUUCUGUAUUUUCGCUAGGACGUUUUAUGUUGAUUUUUGAAUGUCGUAUUUACUUGUUGAGGGUUUAAAGUAUUAUCGUAUUUGAAGAAAUGUGGUUAUUUGAGGGUAGAGGGUUCUGAAAAUACUGUUACAUUGAAUUUCCAAGCUUCUGAAUAGGGACCAAGACUGAAAACCAAAGUGUGUUUUGCUUUGUGCUUUGUAGAAAUACAAGGUCAUGGCAGACCUGACCGAAAGUAUGAGCUUACUGCCAAUUAACGGUAAUAUCAACUGACAGAGUGAUUGAAUCACAUCUUUAAAAUUUAUAGCAUUGUACAGAAACUUUCUAUCAACAAACUGUACCAGACCUUGGAUUUGAAAAUCGAUUAAAAUUUAAAUGUCUUAGCCCUUUGCAAAUCUGCUUGAAGUCAAGACUUGGAGUUUUAUUUCAAAUAUAGCGUAUAGCUUACUUCUUUGUUUAUUGCUCGGAUAUGUUUAUUUCCUUUCAUUUUGAUUGCCUUUGUGAGUUUUCACGUUACACAUUCCGGCUCCAACGAAAUAUUGUUUUAGUACAUACAUAGCACCGUGCAUUUAUAUUGCAUCCUCCUCAAUAUGCAAUAUUUGCCACAGAAGUUAAGGAUUCAAUGAUUUCAUAUGUCAUAAAAACUUAAUCUUCAUGCAAAUAUUCGUCUUAUUGAUAAAAGAGAAUAAAAUAUAAUUGAUAAUGACGAUGAUUAUUAUGAUGACGAAUUGGUGUUUAACAUCCAGUGGCAAAUACUACAUGCAUAUCAGGACGAUGAAUAUAAAUCCUGCUCUAUUUCUAGCUGACUUAUUUAUAUGUGAUUUCCAACUUAAAUAUUCAUUCAAUUUAAUCAAAAAAGAUGACAAGAGCAAUUGUAUGAAUAAUUUACAUAAUGUUAGUACAAUUCAAACUGAUAUUGUGAUUGUUUUGAUGUCACGUUAUGUCAGUUACUUUCCUUAUUACUCUAGAAACAUAUUGAAAUACAACGAAUUAUUAUAAAGUGUGUAAUUCAAACUAAUAUUGUGAUUCACUAGUUUAGAGUGUGUAAUUCAAACUAAUAUUGUGAUUCACUAGUUUAGAGUAUGUAAUUCAAACUAAUAUUGUGUUAUUCAAACUAGUAUUGUGAUCGACUAGUUUAGAGUGUGUAAUUCAAACUAUUAUUGUGAUCGACUAGUUUAGAGUGUGUAAUUCAAACUAUUAUUGUGAUCGACUAGUUUAGAGUGUGUAAUUCAAACUAAUAUUGUGAUUCACUAGUUUAGAGUAUGUAAUUCAAACUAAUAUUGUGUUAUUCAAACUAGUAUUGUGAUCGACUAGUUUAGAGUGUGUAAUUCAAACUAUUAUUGUGAUCGACUAGUUUAGAGUGUGUAAUUCAAAGUAUUAUUGUGAUCGACUAGUUUAGAGUGUGUAAUUCAAACUUUUAUUGUGAUCGACUAGUUUAGAGUGUGUAAUUCAAACUAUUAUUGUGAUUGACUAGUUUAGAGUGUGUAUUUCAAACUAUUAUUGUGAUUGACUAGUUUAGAGUGUGUAAUUCAAACUAUUAUUGUGAUCGACUAUGUAAUUCAAACUACUAUUGUGAUCGACUAGUUUAGAGUGUGUAAUUCAAACUAUUAUUGUGAUUGACUAGUUUAGAGUGUGUAAUUCAAACUAUUAUUGUGAUAGACUAGUUUAGAGUGUGUAAUUCAAACUAUUAUUGUGAUUGAAUAAUUUAGAGUGCGCAAUUCAACCUAUUAUUCUGAUUAACUAAUUUAGAGUGUUUAAUUCAAACUAAUAUAAAAUUUGUGAUUAACUAGUUAAUAGACUGUAUUUCAAACUGAUAUUGUGAUUGAAUAAUUUAGAGUUUGUAUUUCAAACUAUUAUUGUGAUUGAAUAAUAUAUAGUGUGUAAUUCAAACUAUUAUUGUGAUUAACUAAUUUAGAAUGUUUAAAUCCGUGUGCGCCAAUUUGCGUCUUUUUGCUACACAACUCAUUUGCGUCACUAGUUUUUAAAAUACAUAGUACCAUUUGCGCCAACAAAAAUACAGUUUUUAUCUUUAUUUGAUACGAUUUGAACUCCAUGUAAAAUCCUUAAAACUCUUAUUGACUUUUUGCCUGAGCUGUGAAUAGUUUCCUUCUUUUUCUAAAAAUGGGUUGUUCGAUACAUUUCAAAUAAUUUCUUUCCAAGUCAUCCUUUUCAAUUUGUAAUAACUCCAAACAUAUGAUCUGACUUAUACAUUUUUUUAUGUAUACUCACCUUUUUUUUAUUUUUCUAAACAACAAUGGUCCCAUUUAUUUCAUGAAUGAUACUUUUAAGGUACUUUAAUUUAUCUAUGAAUUAUAUUUAUGAUAGUAAUGUGUAUAGGUAAAAUGGCGCAUAUGAAUUCCGUGUAUUGGCGCAAUUGAUACCUUAAAAAACUAAUAUUUGGCGUAAAUGAUACAUCACAAAAAAAAAAACAAACAAAAAAAUAAUUAACGCAAAAGGGCAGCUGUCAAUUCAAACUUAUAUAUAUAUUAUGAUUAAAUAAUUUAGAUUUUGUAAUUUAAACUAAUAUUGUGAUUAAAUAAUUCAAAAUAACAAUUGUCUAAAUUUAUUUUAAUUGUUUACAUAAUUAUCUAACGAAAAUGUCGAUAGAAUCUUGAAUAAAAUUAUCAUCAAGAAGGCUACAGGAGCUGAUGGUAUUCCAGCAAAAAUAGUAAAAAAUUGUAAAUCUUAUAUUGCACCACAGCUGACAACUCUUGUAAAUUUGUCAAUUAAAAAUAACUGUUUCCCUGAUAAACUAAAAAAAGCCCACGUGACCCCCCUUCAUAAAAAGAGUGACCCAUUAUUAAAAACAAACUAUAGACCAGUUAGUGUCUUACCCAUGUUUUCUAAAAUCUUUGAAAAAUAUAUGAAAUUCAACUAACUGUAUACUUAGCUAAAAAAUUUAAUCCUUUUUUGUGUGCAUUUAGACGUGGACAUGGAUGUCAGACCACACUUCUCAGAGUGUUAGAAGAUUGGUGUGAAGCUCUUGAUAAAAACCAGUGCAUUGCAGAGGUAUUAAUGGAUCUUUCUAAGGCUUUUGACUGCCUACCGCACAAUAUCUUGCUAGAUAAAUUAUCAGCAUAUGGUGUAUCCCCCCAUUCAGUUGCUCUUUUAAAGUCCUAUUUAUCUGAUCGUAAACAACAAAUAAAAGUCAACAAUGUUCUGAGUGGUUGGGCUGACAUCCAUAGAGGCGUACCACAGGGUUCUAUACUAGGGCCAUUGUUGUUUAACGUAUUUAUAAAUGAUAUUUUUCUUUUUGUUAAAAAUGGUAGUUUAUAUAACUAUCCAGAUGACAAUACUUUGUCUUUCUGUACUCCAGAUUUUUAUUUAUUAAUUUCAACUUUGGAAUCUGAGUAAAAAAUACUUAUUGAGUGGUUGCGGUGAAUAAAAUGCAAGCAAAUCCCGACAAGUUUCAAGUUUUGGCUGUUGGCAAAAAGACCUUUGAAAAAAAACCAUCUAGACAUAUUCAAAAUCCGAAGCUUACAUGUGAAAAAACAGUAAAAUUAUUAGGCAUUGAAAUUGACUAUCAGCUAAAUUUUUAUGUUCAUAUCAGCUUAAUCUGCAGGAGAGCCUCACAGCAAUUAAAUGUUUUAAAACGUUUGGGCUCUGUUUUGGAUAGACUUAGUAAACUUACUAUUUUUCAUAGUUUUAUUCUGAGUAAUUUUAAUUUUUGCCCUUUGGCAUGGCAUUUUUGCACUGAGAGAAAUUCCAAAAAACUAGAAAAGGUGUAGGAAAGAGCACUCCGUUUUGUAAACGAGGAUUUAAGCAGCUCCUACGAGGACCUCUUACAUAAAGCUAAGGUGCCCUCCUUGCAUAUCAGACGGAUGAGAACAAUGGCUCUAGAAACUUUCAAGAUUAUGAACAAUAUAGCUCAUGUGUGCUUACAAAAUUUGGUGAGUGUAAAAAAAAUCUUAGUAUUCUUUCAGGUAUGUAAAUAUUCUGGAUGUUCCACAGGUAAAAUCAACCCGUUACGGUAAAAAAUCUUUCAAAUUUGCUGCCGCAACUUUAUGGAACAGCCUUCCAAACCAUUUCAGGACUGAAAAUAGUUUUUCACAUUUUAAAAGUCUUUUUCAGUCCUGGAACGGUUUGGAAUGUCGCUGUUCUGCUUGCAGAUAAUUCUUGAGCUUUUUAUUAUUUAUGUUGCUUUGGACUAGUGUUCAUGUAUUUCUUCACGAAUUUUUAUAUAUUAAAAUUUUAAUUUCUGACACAGAUUUCCAGAAAUUGGGUAAUCAAUUCAUGUUGAAAAUAUUCUGUUCUUUGAAAUUUCUAGAUCUCAAAGCAUAUAUUAUAGUUCUAAACUUUUUUAUUUGAUUUUUAUAAAAGUAAUCUAUUUAUUUAAAUAUUUACCAUUUUUUUAAUCUAAAUUUUAAACUUUUAUAUAGGUAAACAAUGUUUUACUUCAUUCUAAACCUGUUGCUUAAUUUUUAUUGCAUGCUAUGUGUGUGAGAUUCAAUUUUGUAUUGCAGGUUGUUUAUAUCUUAGACUGCUUUAUGUUAUGUAUAUGUUUAUAUUCGGUCAAAAACUCCUUAGAGCUUGUGUUGUAUAUUUAACUCAUGCCGAAUCAAAAUAAAUUUUUCUUAUCUUA
Molecule: messenger RNA, 8285 nt
Organism: Mytilus californianus (California mussel)
Lineage: Eukaryota; Metazoa; Mollusca; Bivalvia; Mytilida; Mytilidae
Product: protein mono-ADP-ribosyltransferase PARP14-like
Exons: 9
Coding region: 28-1824 (598 amino acids)
Biological process (GO): negative regulation of gene expression
Cellular component (GO): cytoplasm; nucleus
Molecular function (GO): transcription corepressor activity; NAD+ poly-ADP-ribosyltransferase activity
Source: RefSeq, a predicted model, not a curated record